GAUUAUGUUUACUUGCUUCUGAGUGGCAACAGUACCACAAGGUUGUAACUGUAAUGUGUCACUGCUGUAUAGAUCACCAAGGGUCUUAUUUACUCUUCCACCAGUUUUUAUUAGUAUCUAUUCUAGUAUACCACCUUUUCUGUAUAGGAGAAACCCUAUGGGGCUAGUGCAGGGGUAGACGACCUAUGGCACGUGUGCCAAAGGCGGCAGGUGACCUGAUUUUCAGUGGCCCUCACACUGCCUGGGUCGUGGCCACUAGGCCGGGGGGCUCUGCAUUUUAAUUUAAUUUUAAAUGAAGCUUCUUAAAUAUUUUAAAAACCUUAUUUACUUUACAUACAACAAUAGUUUAGUUAUAUCUUAUAGAAAGAGACCUUCUAAAAACGUUAAAAUGUAUUCCUGGCACGCAAAACCUUAAAUUAGAGUGAAUGAAUGAAGACUCGGCACACCACUUCUGAAAGGUUGCUGACCCCUGGGCUAGUGUAGCUGUUUUAUUGAUAACUGCCUUAACAGUUGCAAAAUUCUUGUUCUCCUAUAUCCAUAAUGUUGUCUUAGAGGUGAGGAGUUGUGCCAUGUGGUGAUGGUCAUGCACUAAAUGUAUAAUGACAGGUUUCACAGUAGCAGCUAUGUUAGUCUGUAUCCGCAAAAAGAACAGGAGUACUUGUGGCACCUUAGAGACUAACCAAUUUAUUUGAGUAUAAGCGUUUGUGGGCUACAGCCCACUUCAUCGGAUGCACAGAAUGGAACAUAUAGUAAGAAGAUUUUAUAUAUUACAGAGAACAUGAAAAGGUGGAAGCUGCCAUACCAACUGUAAGAGGCUAAUUAAUUAAGAGGAGCUGUUAUCAGCAGGGGGAAAAAACUUUUAAAGUGAUAAUCAAAAUGACCCAUUUCAGACAGUUGACCUUAGUGGAACUGCUGCUUCUGUUUCCUCUACAGCGUGAUCACAUGAAUCAAUGUUGCAGAAAAACUUUUCAAAGAAGCUGUAGUAAAAUUGUCGUACAGCUGUAACUCAAAACUGUCACUCCCUUCACAACACGUGUUGGAGGGGUUCCAGUCCUGGCUAUCGAGCGAAAAUGCAAGUAUUUCAGGGUCUAGUGUAGUCAUUCUUGGUGUGAGGGCGCAGCUGGCGGCGUGCCGACGGGAGGGGCAGUGCUCCGGCAAAGUGCUCUGGGUGGCUGGACUCUGACUUGGAUCCAUAUUGUCACGUCCCCAUGCAGAGACAAGGGGAGGUCGCAGAGGGCUGACCGUGCUGGUGGAGAGGCGUGAUCCCAGCAUCCCCCGCCGCUCGGGCGCCUGGGGGAACGGGCCUAGCCUGAGCCAAGCAGUUGUCUCCAGCGCAGGGGCCGCUCCCCUUGUGCAAGCGGAGCUGGGCGGCGUCUAGCUGCAGGAGGUGGGGGAGGCUCGUCCCGGCAGGAAACUUCCAGCGUGUCCCCCUGGCUGCAUCGCGGGAGAGGAAGAGGCGGGGCCGGGAUUUUGCCGGGCUGCAGCCCCGCGGCUCUCCCCGGCUCGUAGGGCAGCCGCACCGCCUCUCGGCCGACGCUGGGCAGUGCCCUCCCACGCCGGCAGCGGCAUGUCCGGCGGCGGGCGGCUGGCGGGCCGCGUGUGCCUGGUGACCGGCGCCUCGCGGGGCAUAGGGAAGGGUAUCGCGCUGCAGCUGUCGGAGGCGGGCGCCACCGUGUACAUCACGGGCCGGCAGCGGGAGCCGCUGGCCCGGGCGGCGGCGGAGGUGUCGGCCCGGGGCGGGCGCUGCGUGCCGGUGGUGUGCGACUCGUCGCGGGAGGAGGAGGUGGCGGCGCUGUUCGAGCGGCUGCAGCAGGCGGAGGGCGGGCGGCUGGACGUGCUGGUGAACAACGCCUUCUCCGGGGUGGGCGCCAUCGCUGACCAGCAGGGGCUGCCCUUCUGGGAGAGCCCAGCCGCCCUCUGGGACCAGAUCAACGACACGGGCCUGCGCGGCCACUACCUCUGCGCCCGCUACACCGCCCGCCUCAUGGUGCCGGCCGGGCGCGGCCUCAUCGUCAACAUCUCUUCGCCUGGCGGCCUGCGCUACAUCUUCAAUGUGCCCUAUGGCGUGGGCAAGGCCGCCUGCGACCGUCUGGCCGCCGACUGCGCUGUCGAGCUGCGCCCCUACGGAGUGGCCUGCGUGACGCUGUGGCCCGGCGUCGUCCGCACCGAGGCUGUGCUUAAGGAGGCCGCGGGCUCGGGACCGUGGGGUGUGCUGCUGCAGAAGGUGAUUGGUAAUUCAGAGAGCCCCGAAGUGUGCGGCAAGUGCGUGGUGGGCCUGGCAUCUGAUCCCGCCGUCAUGUGCCACAGCGGCAAGGUGCUGCUCACCCCAGACCUCGCCCGCCGCUACCGCUUCCGUGAUGUGGACGGGAGACCCAUCUACAACUACAUAUCGGUGCGCAAUGUGCUCAUGACGCUGAUGCCAAGGCUGGCCUGCCUCUUCCGCCUCAUCCCAGAGUGCGUCAGCAUACCCAAAUGGGCUCUCGCACUUUACUCCAGCAAAUUCAGUGUCUACCCGCCCCUGCAACCAGCCCCCAAACCUGGAAAAAAUGUUUGAUGAAUUAAUAAUAAAAAAUGUGCCCGUGAUGUUUUUGAA
Messenger RNA from Caretta caretta (loggerhead turtle), 2593 nucleotides. It is a transcript of the gene DHRS1, whose product is annotated as dehydrogenase/reductase 1. The record is from RefSeq and is a predicted model, not a curated record. NCBI's taxonomy places the organism in Eukaryota, Metazoa, Chordata, Testudines, Cheloniidae.